Messenger RNA from Hirsutella rhossiliensis, 714 nucleotides. RefSeq lists its product as uncharacterized. The transcript is spliced from 2 exons. The record is from RefSeq and is a predicted model, not a curated record. Lineage: Eukaryota; Fungi; Ascomycota; Sordariomycetes; Hypocreales; Ophiocordycipitaceae. The coding region runs from base 1 to 714 and encodes 237 amino acids.
AUGCCGUUUAGCAAAUUCAUCCAGGAUCUCUUCCCCGUCGGACACCACCAUGUUCUUAGCAACGCUAAUAGCGAGCUUUUUGUGGAUAUGAAGUCGGAGCUGAAGGCUUCAAGGAUCAGAAAACGACUCGGAGUUACCAUCAUAGCCACUUCAGAUAUUAGGGACCACCUACAUCUAGACAGAAGACGGAAUGUUCUCGAGGUCUACCACCACGCUGCGUUUCUCAAGGAGCAGUUGAGGGUGACAAAGGAUUCACCUGACCGUUCGAGCCCAUCGUCAUCCAUCAAAAGAGGGGCGCUACCGCGACAGUUGGUUCUCGAAGUUCUAGACUCUCUUCAAGGCGUGCUAUUCCCGCUGGCGGACCCGAAAUCAAAGAGGCUCCUCCAAUCGUUGGUUUCCACUGACUCAUUCGACCCGGACAUCCUCAACUUCGAGUUCAGCUCGAUAAGGCGGAUGGGCGAAGAGAACAUCCCCUAUGUCUACCUGGCCGACAGGCUUUCGGGUCUGUAUAAUGAGCUUCAGAGCCCCCGACCGCGUGGUAGGCUUGAACAGAAGGUCGAGAGGAAGAGCGGCGCCAGAUAUAUGAUGAUGGCCACAUUGAUAGGAGUCUUGAUGGCCGUGUUCCUGGGAAUGGCGUCGCUUGCGGUGAGCUCGUAUCAGACCUGGAUUGCAUAUCAGGCGUGGAAGUAUCCCGUUGUGCCACCCAGUCACUGA